GCCUCCUCCGCCCCGCGCCCUGCGGUGCUGCAGCUGCGGGCGGCUCCAGCUGCCCCCAGAUGUGGGCUGGGCGGCUCGCGGGGAACUUUCGCGCCGGCUGCGAGUGCGGGGCCCCGGCUGCAGUCCGGCUGCCAUGGAUCCGCCGGCGGGAGCCGCUCGCCGCCUGCUCUGCCCCGCGCUGCUGCUGCUGCUGCUGCUGCUGCCGCCGCCGCUCCUGCCGCCGCCGCCGCCGCCCGCGAACGCCAGGCUCGCCGCCGCCGCCGACCCCCCAGGCGGGCCCCUGGGGCACGGAGCGGAGCGCAUCCUGGCGGUGCCCGUGCGCACUGACGCCCAGGGCCGCUUGGUGUCCCACGUGGUGUCGGCAGCUACGUCCAGAGCAGGGGUACGAGCCCGCAGGGCCGCCCCGGUCCGGACCCCGAGCUUCCCCGGAGGCAACGAGGAGGAGCCUGGCAGUCACCUCUUCUACAAUGUCACGGUCUUUGGCCGAGACCUGCACCUGCGGCUGCGGCCCAACGCCCGCCUCGUGGCGCCCGGGGCCACUAUGGAGUGGCAGGGCGAGAAGGGCACCACCCGCGUGGAGCCCCUGCUCGGGAGCUGUCUCUACGUCGGAGACGUGGCCGGCCUAGCCGAAGCCUCCUCUGUGGCGCUCAGCAACUGCGAUGGGCUGGCUGGUCUGAUCCGGAUGGAGGAGGAGGAGUUCUUCAUCGAACCCUUGGAGAAGGGGCUGGCGGCGCAGGAGGCUGAGCAAGGCCGUGUGCAUGUGGUGUAUCGCCGGCCACCCACGUCCCCUCCUCUCGGGGGGCCACAGGCCCUGGACACAGGUGAGGCCUGCAUGGGCAGGCUGUGUGAGAGCCCUCUGGCCCUGGUCCCAGGGGAGCAUCCCCUGUAUGUCGACCCGGGUCUGAGCACUGGUGGAGGCAGAGAGGGAAGAUGGGGAUGAG
This is a messenger RNA of Homo sapiens (human), 941 nucleotides long. It is a transcript of the gene ADAMTS2, whose product is annotated as ADAM metallopeptidase with thrombospondin type 1 motif 2. Gene Ontology annotation, biological process: proteolysis; extracellular matrix organization; collagen fibril organization. The record is from RefSeq and is marked reviewed. Lineage: Eukaryota; Metazoa; Chordata; Mammalia; Primates; Hominidae. Gene Ontology annotation, cellular component: extracellular matrix. Gene Ontology annotation, molecular function: peptidase activity; metalloendopeptidase activity; metallopeptidase activity.